CAAUUAUCAUAUUUCAACCAAAAUGGCCGAUUACUUAUCAUCCCUCUCCUUUCUCUCAGAGAACCCUGCCGCCGCGGCUAUCAACGAUGCAUACUCCUCGUUCUCCGACCGAAGGGCCUUGCUCAACCUGCCCAACCCCGGCACUGUCGAUAACCUCGCCAGGGAAGUGCAGAAGGAUGUUCUCUUGACCAACUUCAUGUUCUCCGGUCUCCGGGCAGACCUGACCAAGGUCUUCGGCAUGUCCCCUCUGUUCCGUGUGUCGCAUGCGUUCUCUAUGGGCUCAACCGGCAACCUGCCUCCAUAUGCUUUCUCCGCCAUGUUCGGAAACCCCAGGGUGUUUAUGCAAGGUAACUACGGAAGCGACGGUGCCCUCGCCGCCGUCGCCAACUACCGCUGGAACCAGGCCCUCGUCACCAAGACCAAUGCCCAGAUCAUGAACGGUGGUACCCAGGGCUUGGUCCAGAUUGAUAACGACUACACUGGCCGUGACUUCUCCGCGUCUCUCAAGGCCUUCAACCCCUCUUGCCUCGAGGGUGGUCUCACCGGUAUCUUCGUCGGCAGCUACCUGCAGUCUAUCACCCCCAGUCUCGCUCUUGGUUUCGAGGCUAUCUGGCAACGCCAGGGCAUCACCGCUCGUCCCGAGACUGCCCUGUCUUACUCCGCCAAGUACAAGGGUGAGGACUGGAUUGGUACCGCUCAGCUGCAGGCCCAGGGCACUUUCAAUGCCACUUACUGGCGCAAGCUGUCCGAGCGUGUUGAGGCUGGUAUUGACAUGAACCUCCAACUCCAGCCCUCUCCCGCUACUCUUAUGAUGGGCGGCCCUGCUCGUGACGGUACCACUGCCAUUGGUGCCAAGUACGACUUCCGUGCCUCUUCGUUCCGCGCCCAGGUUGACAGCACCGGCAAGGUCAGCUGCCUCCUCGAGAAGCGCAUUGCCAUGCCCAUCUCUCUCUCCUUCGCUGGUGAGAUCGACCAGGCCAAGCAAACGGCUAAGCUCGGUCUUGCCGUCUCCCUUGAGCUUGCUGGUGAGGAUGUCAUGGAGCAGCAGGACAAGGUUGACCCCGCCACCAUGAUCCCUCCUCCCUUCUAAGCUCUCCUCUCGCAUCCUCCGAGAUAAUAACCCUUUCGUCCCCCAUGUUUUAGUAGUUCUUCACUCUCCAUGUCUGGAAUGACAUAUGUUGUCUCUCUUCCUCGGUAUAUCCUCUUGACUCUGGGUUGCUGGUGCAGGUGGCAGUUGUUUGGCGCCAUGGAGAUUUCAAAUUUUU
This is a messenger RNA of Penicillium concentricum, 1265 nucleotides long. RefSeq names its product TOM complex pore protein TOM40 (gene tom40). The record is from RefSeq and is a predicted model, not a curated record. NCBI's taxonomy places the organism in Eukaryota, Fungi, Ascomycota, Eurotiomycetes, Eurotiales, Aspergillaceae. Gene Ontology annotation, molecular function: transmembrane protein transporter activity. Gene Ontology annotation, cellular component: mitochondrial outer membrane; mitochondrial outer membrane translocase complex. The transcript is spliced from 3 exons. Bases 23 to 1090 code for a protein of 355 amino acids. Gene Ontology annotation, biological process: protein import into mitochondrial matrix.